Molecule: messenger RNA, 2178 nt
Organism: Dissoconium aciculare CBS 342.82
Lineage: Eukaryota; Fungi; Ascomycota; Dothideomycetes; Mycosphaerellales; Dissoconiaceae
Exons: 2
Coding region: 1-2178 (725 amino acids)
Source: RefSeq, a predicted model, not a curated record
AUGCCCUGCGACUUGCAAACUAUCCCUGUGGUGGAUCGCCCGAACGCACAGCGCAUGUCGCGCAUGAGAACCUUUUUCGAACCCGAUCACCCUGCAGCACCUUCCUAUUCUCAAUCGAGCGUUGAUGAGGAGACCUUUGAUCAUCUAAAUACUCAACCUACAAAUUCGGCGAUGCGAAGGCCGCCCAUAGGUAACCAGACAGAAGAGAACUGCAUCCUGCCGGACCUUGGUCGGGAUGGGCCAAGCCUUCGAAGUCAUCUGCUACAGAUAUACCGAUCAGAAGACAGCAAUGCCACAAAUUCAGCACAUGCUCUGCCAUGUCCAUCUCCAACAUGUGAUAUGCGUGCUCUAUCGCCCUGGCCAGACUUCAGAAUUGCAUGGCCUGCUCAGGAUGACGGAGUCACGUUGCCGCAACAUGGUGCUUGGCUCUGCGACAGCUGCACUUACGGCUCACAACAAGUUCGAGAUGAAAGUCUAAAUACGAACGAGAGGUCGAGGCUACCAGAGCGAAGAUCGACGUCCAUGCCCACCAUCACCGUGGUCGGAGAUGGAGGUCUCGAUGACACAUCAGUACCUACACGCUCUGCAAUUGCUGAUGGCCACGGUCGAAGGAGGGGACCAGUUCGUGCACAUUUCGCAGAAGAUAGCAUGGCUAGUGAUACAACUCUACGGCGCGCCUCUACAAGCCCACCGUCGACCGAGCAAGUGCAGUCUUCGAUCAAAACGAAGAAAUGGUACACAGUUGAACAAUCCUCCGAAGACAACUCGGAUUCUGAGGGUGAACUUUUUUCCACCUCGUCAUUCGAGUCACUGGCCGGAAAUGCAGAUUACCCUGUCAACGAAGAAAGCAUCUCAGAUAGCACGCGCUUCACUCCUGGCGGUACCACUAGUGAUUCUUCGCUGUGGUCACUAUCCUCUACUCGGCUGGGGACUGUCGGCACUGAGAGUCAGCCAUCGGCAUCUAGGCAUGAUAGGAGCAUUUUGACUGAGAAAGACAGAAGGCGGCACGAUGAUCCUGGAAUAUACGGUCAGCAGGACCAGAGCCAACGACCGCUCAAAAGCUCCGAGCAGGACAUACGGGCCCAAGGCUCCUCUUCGCUACAAGAGAGCAAUCGUGCACCACAGGCAAGUCAUGGCAAAAACCAGAAAGUCAUCAGUACAAGUGGCGCAGCAGGAGAGGUUUCUAAGGAGAAAGGACCGGUUCCUCAUAUGAACAAACCUAUGCGUUCAAUCGCUCAAUGCGAGGAUCUUCCGGUUGAUGUCCCACCGAGUCCGUUACUCGAAAGGGUGAAGACGAAGCUGACUGCUUGGUCUUGGGAAAUAGAAAAGGCGCAGGACGCAGAUGAACAGAGUACAGCGCGCUUUCACCCGCGGGCGCAACCAUUCAUCCAAGCAAGAUCACGUUCACCGAGCGAAGACCUGGAAGUUCCCUCUCCUCCGCCCAAUACCGAACGCCACAGCGGACAGUCAUCAUGUAGACACUCGACUCAGCGAUCAUCAGCCGCCGAGGAGGAGCUGACAGUUGCAGAAAGAGAUGCUCUAAGAGCCCUGGGGUCAGGCACUCCUGAGAUGGAAGAUGCUGAUCUCGAAGAUGAGGAAGAUGACGACGAAAUCGAUUUGUUGAUACCUGAACUCAAGCCAGGGGCAGAUUCUUUGUAUGAAGAGACAAACACAAACCCCGGUGUCAGUACACUCGACCGACCGAGUAUGUGGCCUCCAAGAACCAGCUGCCCAGCUUUACCAGCAACUUCAAGGCAGUUCUCCAAUCUAGCAGCUGAGGAGACUCACUUUCAGUCUCAUCGGAAUUCUGUGGACCUCGCACGCGACCGCAGGCACAUGCAGGAAAUGGCGGGCACGCUGAACCAGUCUCUCAUGAACGUUCGGGACUCAUUCGUGAUCACCAAAUCCAAGCUUGGUGGGAGGCAUCCAGUAACUAAUCCUUCAUCCUCAAGCAACCUACAUAGGCUUGAGCAGCAUCCUCCGUCACAAAGCCCAGAGUUCUCACUUAGGUUGCAGAAUUUAUCCGCGUUCCUGGCCAUGAAUAGCUCAGCAGCGGCAAACCUGAUUGAACCUCCUCGUCCCUCACCACCCACGUUGCAGGAGCACGAUGAUUGUCCCAUUUGCGAGGUCGAUCGACCUGAGUGGGUCAGGGCAAGGCGGAUGGACACGAAGAAGUAG